Messenger RNA from Batrachochytrium dendrobatidis JAM81, 1590 nucleotides. RefSeq lists its product as uncharacterized. The coding region runs from base 1 to 1590 and encodes 529 amino acids. The record is from RefSeq and is a predicted model, not a curated record. NCBI's taxonomy places the organism in Eukaryota, Fungi, Chytridiomycota, Chytridiomycetes, Rhizophydiales. The transcript is spliced from 2 exons.
AUGAAAUUCAUAUCGACUAUUGUGUUGUUGCUGUUGUCGGUGACAGUCAGUGCGGUAGUCAUUGAUCGUCCAUCUGCCAGCGAAUCAGAACCUGUAAAAGAAUGUUCAACACAAAUGCAGCAACACACUGGUAUUUGUGCUUCAACUGGAACAGAACAACAAUCAACUGAAUCCAAUCAUGAUGUAGCUCAGUCGACUGUAGAUCCUGAUGAUUCAGACAGUUCUGUUGAAGAGUCCGAUGAAUUAUCGUCAUACUCUGAGUCCAAACAGUCAGAUGAUGAUAUAUUUGACAACACACUAUAUGACGACAUCUGCCAUCUCCCUAAAAAAUAUGUCCCAGAGAAUGAACGGCCCAUUCUCACACAUCAACAAAGGCUGGAUAGAGUCGAAAAAAUAAUGAAGAAUAUGGGUAUGGAAAUUCCAACUGAUGUUGGAGACGGAUAUCCGCACAAGAUGAGCACCAAGGCAAAGGAAAGAAUACUAGAAGCUAAACAAAAGGAGCGUAGAAUGAGCUCAUCUGAUAAAAAGAAAUUCAGGAAACUGAGACUAGGAAGAUUAUGGGUGUGUCGCAAGUUGGCUCUUGAACCUAUCGAAGAAGAAUCAAUCAGAGUUGUAUCUGAACCUACUCCAGAAUUAAAAUCCAUCUUGAAACCCGGAUCUACUUUUAAACCCCACGGCUCAAAACACGAUCAUUCUAAAAAACAUCAGCAGAAAUCAAGUCACGAUGCUGGUUCAAGGGAAGCUAAAGUACACUUUGUACCAACGACUAAAAUUGCUAGAUAUUCAAGUGAAUCUAGUGUACUGCAAGAAUAUGAUAUUCAACUUCCUUCAUUACCAACCGCCAAUGCAAUACUGACACCGACUGAUAACGAUGAUUCACCACAAGCAUCAGGCACUUCUAGUCAAGUGUCCGUUUCAACUAAUGAACCUAAUCCAGACACUUCAAAUGAAUACCAGCAAGAACCAGUGGAUUUGAGUAUUCACAACCGAAUCCAACAACAGCCAAUGGAUCAACCUAAUCCAAAUACUCCCGGUCCAAACCAGCGACCGACUGUGAUUGUAGCUGGUCCAAAUAUUCUCAAACAAGGCCGAAAACGCAUAAUUGGUGUGAUUGAUUUAACCACAUCCGACCAAGACCAACAACAACCAACUGAUGUAGCUGGACCGAGCACUCCCAAACGAGGUCAAACACAACCAAUUGAUCAGUCCAGCCCAAGUACUUCCAGUCAAAACCAGCAACAACCAAUGGAACAAGGCGAGUCUGCCAAUACUGUUCCAGAUCAAGUGGCUGUAUUAGGCCCAAAAUAUCAGAGAAGCUUUAAUCGUAUAAAGAAAAGGCUUGUAGAGUCUAAAGAAUUACGAAACAAAAAACGCGAAGAAUAUUGUAAAUCUAUGGCUCUUAAAUUUGAACAAUGGUCAGCAUUAGAAAGAGGAGAAGAAAUAUCAGGAUCAAAGUACAAUCCAGACACUGAAAAUCAAUUGAAGCAAGAGUAUGAAAAGGCAAGCAGAAGAGUAUACAGUAUCAGACAUGAUCUGAAAGUGUUUAUGGAAAAGCAUGGUUUGAAAUUUGAAGAACCGGACUCGGAUUGA